GCUCCUUCCUUGCUACUAACAAAAGCUCUCCGCAUCGAAGCUUGAAGAUUUAAAACGCAUGUAGACGUCGGUGUUCCUUCAUUUUCCAACGACCGUGGCUUCCUCUUUGGUUGGUUUCCUUUCAUAAACUCCAACCCAAAUAGCUUUCUGUCUUUCUCUCGCGGAUGAUGCUCGCUGCUCAACUUUGUGUCCGUACGGUCUCCGCUUUCUGGAUUUUCUACCAUCAAUCAAAUGCUGCUUCUUCUUCUUCUUCCUCGCUCCGAUCCUCGUCCUGUCGCUCCUCAAUCCGUUUACAUUUCACGACGAAACGACGUCGUUCUUUUGAACCGAUCCUCGUUUCUUGCCACUCCGCCCGAGGUAGCUUCGGUUCCCAAUCUAGCGAAGGCGACGAUCAAGACCACCAGUUUCUUGAAGCCUCUCUUCUCAUCUCAGAAACUAUUUUGCACUACCGGAUGCUGAGGCAAGGAUUCCAAGAAGACAUAAAAUGGAAGUCGUCUAGGAGACAGCUUCCGACAUCGAAGGCUAUGAUUACUUCAAUCGGACAAGCCUUUCUCAGUCGCUAUCCCAGUCCCACCAUUUUUCUCAAGAUUUCUUGUGAUGGAGACUUCUUGCUACCCAUUGUUGUAGGGGAGUUUGCUAUUGAAAAACUUAUAGCUGCCUUUUGGGGAGAUGAUGAUGGGGAUUGUCCAGAUCAGUUCCAGCUUGUUAAAAAUGUGGUGGAGAAUCUUGGAUAUGAAGUUAAAAUGGUGAGAAUCACAGAAAGAGUUGUCAAUACUUACUUUGCAAAAUUGUAUUUUGGCAAGCCAGGGGAAAAUGGUGUCAUAAGUGUGGAUGCACGACCCUCAGAUGCCAUAAAUGUGGCUAACAGAUGCAAGGCUCCAAUAUAUGUAAAUAAACAAAUUGUCUUGGCAGAUGCUAUUAGGAUGGGCUAUGGGAUGGGCAGAGUACGUGAUACAAAGGCUACUUAUGAUGUAUUACUUGACAGUGCUGCAGAUGGUCCAGAUUUACUAACAGAAGAAUUGGAUUUGGUGAGGAAUAUGGAUUUAGCUGUCAAAGAAGAAAGGUACCAUGAUGCAGCAAUGUUGAGAGACAAACUAAUGAAGCUUCGCAACUCAAGUCAUAGCCAGUAACCCAUUUCAAAUGUAUCCAGUUCGUAUACUUGAUGGUUGGCAUGCUUGUUAGCUAAUUCUUUUUAGAUUUUGCUAUUAAAAGAUAAAGGGUAUACCCUCUGGUUUUGGAGUUUUGUGGCUGCUCAGAUUGUUGUAGUUCGCAAAGCUUCAGGGAGAUGCUGGGCAAAAUACUCACCAGAAAGGAAGGUUUGGAACCUGUUAACACCAUUGACCUAGAAUUUUGGUGUUUAAGUUAAUCCUGAGAAAACAUUCCUGGAAUGAAUGCAUAAUCAUGCUUUACAAAAGGUUGUAUGUACAGAUGCGACUCACGAAUGUUGCCCAUAAGGUCAAGUGUGGAUUAACUUGGAGAGUGCAUAGCCAUGACCAUGAAGGUUACAAAUAUUCUUGUUACUCAUUGAGCUGCAAUUGAUUGUCUGUAUUUCCGAUUGUAUGAUGUUUGUAAAUAUCUAUUUGUUUCAUAGAUAUUUCUAUGGGAAAUUACAAUUUACUAUAUGGCUGUGUACUUGGCUACCUAGCUUUCAGAAAAUGGUAUAAAGUUUAAUAUGCCCUGAUAGCUCUGCUGUCAAUUUUCUUUU
Molecule: messenger RNA, 1705 nt
Organism: Theobroma cacao (cacao)
Lineage: Eukaryota; Viridiplantae; Streptophyta; Magnoliopsida; Malvales; Malvaceae
Product: Wound-responsive family protein
Biological process (GO): protein ubiquitination
Cellular component (GO): nucleus; VCB complex
Molecular function (GO): nuclease activity
Source: RefSeq, a predicted model, not a curated record